GAGCCUCGUACAGUCCUUCUCUCCUCCUCUCCCCCCAUUCACUCCAUCGACGAAGCGCACGGAGGGUAACUGCACAGGAGGAAACCGGCGAAGGACGCGGCGGCGGUUCCGGGCGUGGACAUGGACGAGAAGACGCAGGAUAAAGUGGAGGCGGCGGUGCUGGAGAUCCUGCGGGGUUCCGACAUGGAGUCCCUGACGGAGUACAAGGUCCGCACCGCCGCCGCCGACCGCCUCGGCGUCGACCUCGACCUCCCCCUCCACAAGCGCUUCGUGCGGCGCCUCGUGGAGGACUACCUCAAGUCCCUCGCCGAAGAAGAAGACGAGAAGCAGAAGGACGGCUCCCGCAAGGAGGGGAAAAAGAAACAGCAGCGUCAGGAGGAGGAGGAAGUGCAGGAAGAGGAUGAGGAGAAGGAGGGGGAAGCAGAGGAGGAGGAGGAGGACAAGGGAGGUGAAGGAAAGAAGGAGUUCGACGAUAAUGGAGACCUCAUCCUCUGCCGCCUGUCGAAGAACAGGAGGGUGACGCUGCAGGAGUUCAAGGGCAGAACGCUGGUGUCGAUCCGCGAGUACUACUUCAAGGACGGCAAGGAACUGCCCACCUCCAAAGGGAUGAGUAUGACGGUCGAGCAGUGGGAGACAUUCAGCAAAUCAGUACCUGCAAUAGAAGACGCCAUCAAAACACUUGGAGAGUCAGAUUGAAAGGAUGCCACAAAAACCUGAAAAUCUCGACGCUCGUUCUGGACCUCUGCAAGUAGAGUAGUCCAUGGGUGCUCUGAGUACUCCAUGGGGCUACUAGAGUUCAUCUGGACUUGUAUAAAGCUUCUCCCUUAGUCAAGGUACCGGACCUACUGAUGUGUGCUGGGUAGACAGUUUGGGUCUGUUCGCGAACUAGUUCUCCGCCGGUAUGGUGGACCGAAGUUUCAUCGCUGUGCCAUGUGA
Triticum urartu is the source of this 936-nucleotide messenger RNA. It is a transcript of the gene KELP, whose product is annotated as transcriptional coactivator p15 (PC4) family protein (KELP). Gene Ontology annotation, molecular function: DNA binding; transcription coactivator activity. NCBI's taxonomy places the organism in Eukaryota, Viridiplantae, Streptophyta, Magnoliopsida, Poales, Poaceae. Gene Ontology annotation, biological process: positive regulation of transcription initiation by RNA polymerase II. The record is from RefSeq and is a predicted model, not a curated record.